This is a messenger RNA of Podarcis muralis (Common wall lizard), 10211 nucleotides long. The record is from RefSeq and is a predicted model, not a curated record. Lineage: Eukaryota; Metazoa; Chordata; Lepidosauria; Squamata; Lacertidae.
AAAUGCUGCUUUUUUGUCUUUUUUAGAUGGAACAGCUAUCAGAUGAAGAACUUGAUCAUGGCGCGGAAGAAGAUAGCGAUAAAGAAGAUCAGGAUCUGGACAAGAUGUUUGGAGCUUGGCUUGGGGAGUUAGACAAACUCACACAGAGUCUGGAUACAGAUAAGCCCAUGGAGCCAGUGAAAAGAUCCCCUCUUCGCCAGGAGACUAAUAUUGCCAACUUCUCCUAUCGCUUUUCAAUGUACAAUUUAAAUGAAGCCUUGAAUCAGGGAGAAACCGUGGAUCUUGAUGCGCUCAUGGCAGACCUUUGUUCCAUUGAGCAGGAGCUCAGCAGCAUCGGGUCACAGUCUGCAAACAGCAUGUCAAUGAAACGCUUUGCCACAGAAGGAAAAAUGGCUCAGAAACCAUCUGGCGGCGGACGACUUGCUGCUAAACACAGUAGUAUGAAAGGAUUGUCCUCUUCGUCAUCUAGCCGGGUGACAAAGCCUUCACAUGCUAUCUUCUCCCUGGAUGACAUUACGGCACAAUUAGAGAAGGCAUCUCUGAGUAUGGAUGAAGCGGCACAGCAACCUAUAAUGGAAGAUAGCAAGCCUAUAGUUGCCACCCAGCAUAGGAGGACAGCCUCAGCAGGUACUGUGAGUGAUGCUGAAGUCCGUUCUAUCAGCAAUUCCUCCCGUUCCAGCGUCACAUCUGCAGCCUCCAGUAUGGACUCCUUGGACAUUGAUAAAGUGACAAGACCUCAAGAACUAGAUUUGACUCAGCAAGGACAGCCAGUUAGUGAGCAUAUUGUUUCUGUGGAACAUUCCAGCAAGCAAGCCAGACGUCGCAUUGACUUUUCUGAAGAAGAGGCUGAAUUGGCGCCUCAUUCCUAUUUGGACAGGGAAACCUCCCUUCUUCUGAGAAACAUUGCAGGAAAGCCUUCUCAUUUGCUGACCAAGGAGGAACAGGCUGCUAAGCUAAAGGCUGAAAAGAUCAGGGUUGCUUUAGAGAAGAUUAAAGAAGCACAAGUUAAAAAGCUUGUAAUCAGAGUCCACAUGUCAGAUGACAGCUCCAAAACAAUGAUGGUCGAUGAACGACAGACAGUAAGACAAGUGCUGGACAACUUGAUGGACAAGUCCCACUGUGGUUUUAGCUUAGACUGGUCUUUGGUAGAAACCAUCUCAGAAUUACAAAUGGAGAGAAUCUUUGAAGACCAUGAAAACUUGGUAGAAAACCUCCUCAACUGGACAAGAGACAGUCAAAAUAAACUUAUGUUUGUAGAACGUAUAGAAAAAUAUGCACUUUUCAAAAAUCCCCAGAAUUAUCUUCUAGGGAAAAGAGAAACCUCUGAAAUGGCAGACAGGAACAAGGAAGUACUACUGGAGGAGUGUUUUUGCGGAAGCUCAGUAACGGUGCCAGAAAUUGAGGGUGUAUUGUGGCUGAAGGAUGAUGGCAAAAAAUCUUGGAAGAAGCGUUAUUUUCUUCUGCGCGCUUCUGGAAUCUACUAUGUUCCCAAAGGAAAGGCGAAGGUCUCUCGGGAUCUUGUAUGCUUUCUUCAGCUGGACCAUGUAAAUGUUUACUACGGCCAAGACUAUCGGAAUAAGUAUAAAGCCCCUACAGACUAUUGUUUAGUACUUAAACAUCCUCAGAUUCAGAAGAAAUCUCAAUAUAUUAAAUAUUUGUGUUGUGAUGAUAUCAGAACCCUACAUCAGUGGGUAAAUGGCAUCCGUAUCGCUAAGUAUGGGAAACAAUUGUACGUAAACUAUCAAGAAGCCCUGAAAAGGACAGAAUCGGCAUAUGACUGGACAUCCCUCUCCAGUUCUAGUAUCAAGUCUGGAUCCAGUUCAUCUAGUUUGCCAGAAUCUCAAUCCAAUCAUUCUAAUCAAUCAGAUAGCGGAGUUUCAGAUACCCAAACAGGACAUGUCCGUUCUCAAAGUAUCGUUAGCUCCAUCUUCUCAGAGGCCUGGAAACGGGGUACCCAACUGGAAGAGUCUGGCAAAAUUAGCGCUAGAAUGGACUCAAUAAGUCGACCCUUUACUUCAGUCCCACCAGCUUUGUCUCCGCAGGCCAAAGCGACCCCCCUAUAUUCAGCUUCACAGCCAUCGCCUCCCCUUCCGCCCCCGCCCCCUCCUCCGCCACCCCCUCCUCCUCCGCCACCCCCUCCGCCGCCGCCCCUCCCCAGCCAGUCCAUGUCAUCGGGAGGUGGCUCAGCCACCGUGUUUGUGAAGUACAGCACGAUAACAAGGCUGCAGAACGCCUCUCAGCAUGGGGGGCUUCUCUUCAAGCCCCCCCAUAUAAUGCAGCAACCCCCACCAAUCCUGCCACCAGCUAAACCCCAGAACCCAGUGCCCCCUAAUGGCGUGGUCCCUCCACCGCCGCCCCCACCACCUCCCCCUACCCCCGGCUCAGCUAUGGCGCAGCUCAUGAAACCCGUGCCCUCCAUCCCGUCAGUGCCACAGUUCACGCCGCCACCCCCUCCUCCCCCUCCUCUCAAAAUCCACCAGAUUCAUCAGAAUAUUCCUCCGGCGCCAGCCGCAGCCCCUGCCACGCCGCCGCCUCCCCCGCCUAUGCCUGCGCCGCCACCUCCCCAAGCCCCUCCUAAGCCUGCCAUGACUCUGCCUACACAGAGCAGCUCAAAAGCCGCCUCGCCUGUCGCGGCUCUACCCACGCCACCUGCCCCUGCCCUGGUUCCUUCAGCGAUGAAGAAGCAGACGAGUUUUGCAACUCCGCAGGUUCCCCUGUCUCCUGUCCCGCUAGGCCCUCUCCCCCCGCCCACUUUGCCCAAGCAGCAGAGCUACUCCGGGAAACUCCCGCCCUCGCCGCAAUCCCCUGUGCCAUCGGUGGUGAAGCAAAUCGCCAGCCAGUUCCCUCCGCCUCCCAUGCCAGCUUCAGCUCAGCCUUUAAAGCCCACCCCUCUGAACGUGCCGCCGCAGUCUCCUCCGGCAGUCAAAGCCAAGCCGAAGUGGCAGCCCACCGCCGUCCCAUCUCCCGAUUUUCCUCCUCCGCCACCUGAAAGUAGCCUAGCCUUUCCUCCGCCGCCCUCCCCUGCUCCGGCGGUGGUGUCUCCCACGCCGGACAAGGCAGGGGGUUCCCCGGUCAAGAAGUCUACCAAGACCUCCAGCCCGGGAGGAAAGAAGCCCCCACCGACUCCCCAGCGGAACUCCAGCAUAAAAUCCAACAGCUCAGCGGAGUACCAUGAAUCAAAGAGACCGUCGGUGGAUAGCCUGGUCAGCAAAUUUGCACCUCCGCCAGAGCCUUUGGGGUCUCCUGUGAAGGAGACUCCGCUCCCCCCUGCAGCUCCCCCAAAGCCAGGAAAGCUCAACCUGCCUAUCGUACUUCAGCAAGCGGGAAUUUCCGCAAAGGCACCUGCCGCAGGCGCGCCCGGGAAGGGUACCGUGGAAGAGUUUCCUUCCCCUCCAUCGGAUUCGGACUUCCCCCCUCCGCCGCCUGAAAUCGAUCUCCCUAUGCCGCCCAUAGAGAUUCCCGCCGUGUUUUCGGGCAACACCUCUCCCAAAGUGGCCGUCGUCAACCCUCAGCCCCAGCCCCCGUGGUCCAAGCAGUCGGGGAAGAAAGCUCCUCCCCCCACCCGCCCCAAGCGCAACGACAGCACCCGGCUCACGCAGGCGGAAAUGGCCGAAGCCCAGGCCGCCGCAGCUCCGCAAGCGGCCGUGGCUCCGCAAGCGCCCACCUCGCCCAAGUCUGGCCUUAGCGUUCAGCCCGGGUUCCUGGCCGACCUGAACAGGACUCUGCAGCGCAAGUCCAUCACGCGGCACGGUUCCCUCUCCUCGGCCCGGAUAUCCAGGGCGGAGCCGACGGCCACCAUGGAUGACAUGGCUUUGCCCCCGCCCCCGCCGGAACUUCUCACGGAGAAGCAGAAGAGCAGCAACUUUGGAGGCAGCCACAUAUCGGGCUAUGCAACGUUACGGAGAGGUCCACCGCCGGCGCCCCCCAAGAGGGAUCAAAACACCAAACUCUCUCGAGACUGGUGAUAGUAAGUGGCCGCCAGUGAACUCUACGAAUGACAUGUCUGAUACACUUGUGAAACUCCUUGUCUUAAUAGCUGCGUGUGUGUGUGUGUGUGUGUGUACAUGCACGCACGCACGCACGCACACACAACACACACACGAACAGAAGCUAUGGGCGCCUGUUUCGGUUCACAAUCAGCCCAAAAGAUUUCUCUGUUUGCAGUUGGUUUAUUGGGGCAAGGGGCGGGCUAACUCUUUUGAGAUCCUCCUUACGGAUUGGACCAAAAUCUUUGAAACACUUCUUUUUCCUGCAAUUCAGGAAAACAUCUGUUGUCUGUCACGUGAGACAUGUUGGUGCAUGUAUUAUAAAUGUAGGUAUAUAAUAUAUUGUGAAGUAUUUUGUUGCAAUGAUAGAGGCUAACCAGAAUGUUUUUGUACAUCUGUAUUUAUUUGUUUCAGUCAACCGAUAUGUAUAUUACCGGAAAUUGGAUGGCACAUCUUAAAAGAAAUGCCCUUUUAAAAAUUGAAGAUAAUAGGAGGCACUUUAAUCAGAAAAAAAACCUAUUUUCCCCAGUCGGUGACGGGUAUAGGGUGCUGACAGAUUCUAUCAGCGUUCGUACAUUGUCAGUUGAUUGAAAACUCCGAAACAAUCUACCAAAACAUUCUGGUUGUAAUACUACUGAGAUUAAAUCCAUACAUAGGAAAGGGGAUGUGUUGUAUUGUGGGCCUGGAGUUAAAUAUAUUUGGACUUCAAAAUACAGACAUUCCCUUCUGGAACUGUUAAGGGGAAAGGAAAGGAUUUAUUUAAUCAAAACGCUUAAGAAGACACUGCCCUUUAUUACACCUUUGUGCACUUAGGUGUAAGCCCCAUGGAACACGGCGGAGACAUAUUUGUGACUAAAUAGGUGUAGGAUCCGGCUCCAAGGCUGCAAUCCUGUUCACACUUACCAGGGAGCAACUUGCAAUGAAUCAAGUGGGAUUUUCUCUGAAGGGAUCGUGCUUUUAAUUAGAAUAAAUACACACUCUUCUAAUCCAUGUUACUCAUUUUUAUUUAGAGAUCAGUUUGGCAUUUAAGCAGAAAUGGUGCGUCUGCAAGCUCAGUUCGGAAUCAUUCUGGGUGUGCCAGUUGUCAUGUGUGACCACCAAUUCGGCUCAGUUCGCGAGCUCCUUGCUCUGGUGCUACUCGGCAGGUUGCCAAGAUGCCAUCUUGCGUACGACCCAAGCGCACCUGCAUCUCUUAAGAUUAACGCUCAACGCGAACCCUCUCCCGACGUUCAAAACAUGUAUCUGUGGAGAGAAGUUGGCCACACCUCAGAUGUUGGAUGGCACAAGGUUCUGGGUUAUGGGCAGGGCUGCUGCGAGCAUGUUCAGCCAAGCGCACUUGCAAACCCGCUUCAACCUUGCUUCUUGGCGGGGGAAUGUGGAGAAAAUGGGGUUUGCUCACCCAAUUGGGCACCCUUCCCCGCCCCCAUAUACAUUCUGCAUGGCUGAAGAGGGGCACAUGCAAAUAUGACCCCCAUUUCCACAACAGCUGGGUGGGCAAGCAUUGCUUAAGUGGUUGAAAUGCUUCUUCACACACAGGUGACCCCAGGGGGCGGCAGAAUGGCUUGUUAAUGGACAAAGCAAAAGGGCGAUCAUAGCGCAAUUCCCUUUCGCCUGAUUUGGAGAUGGCAUGAGAGCUAAGUCUUGGCUCCCGUCAUCUGCGAUGCUCUAGUCGAGUCAAAAAACCUCUUCAUCCAGUGCAUUUUGGAAUUUAAUCAGAACUUUUACCAGGCGAGGAAGUUCUGAAGCAGCGGCCCAGCUCAUGCGUUAUGUUUACACCAGUCUGAAUUAUGGCUUAACAUGAAGGACCAGUGUGCUGGAGAGACCGUGCUUCGCUCUUCCUUUUGCUAGCACGCCAGCAAGCAACCAAACCAGGCGCUGGUUUGCUGUUGUGCGCAAGCCAGCUUUUACGGUUAGGAGAGAAGCGAAAAAUAGGAUGGUAGGCUUCUUCUUGGCUAAGCAGCUAGAUUUUUGUUGGCAGAGAAACGCACCAUGAGCUUGUUUUGUUGGUAGCAUGCUGAACAAAGGUGAGUUAGUGCUGUGCACUUUUGAGCCAGUGUACCAGCAGCGCAUUGCUCAUUCCGCUUAAACCAUUCAAGUGAUGCGCAGGCCCAGGCAGCAAGUAUUGCAUCUGCUGUGCGAUGCAAUGCAGAUUGUAAAACUUUCUUAUUAUUGGCUAUUACUGAAUUGCAUACGAGUGCAGUGCGUGUGUGUAAGGGGAAGCACAGCGAUAAUUUGCUCUGAACUUGUGUUUAAAGGGCUUGCCACCUUUUAAACCUGAAAAAUUAGCCCAUCGUAAGCUUGUCUUAGGUAUCAGAAGUUAGUUGCUUCUGGGGCUGAGGUGGUGGAGUUUGCCUUUGUUUUUUUUGAUUAAAAAAAAGACUGUCGUCUGCCUAAGCUCUGUUUGUAGAAAGGUAUCCAAAUUAGGGUAAUUUGGAAGGCUUAACAUUUCGCCCUAGAAAAAGCUGGAGAAAGUUAAGAGUCAUUUUUGCUUUUGGCCUAGAAGGAUCUCGAAUGCAGAAAGGAAUGGUGCUAUGUCAUCUGAUGCUGAAUCUGCUUGUUUUCCCUUCCCCAAAUGUGUCCUGGACACAGUUUUCCUAUUUUAGAAUAGUUUACUUGAGCAAUAAUAUACCAUUGUGUGCAUUUUUAAAGCACUGCUGUCGGGUGGCACUUUUUUUGGUAACUUUCAAAGUGUUCAGAGUUUCAUUUCUUCUAUUUUUGUGCUUAUAAAGUGUCCUUAACCAUUUACAUUGCGGCAUUUUAGCUUGUCUUACAACAAACGGUGGUUAUUUUUUUACUUACAAUGCAUUUGGUGCUCACCUUUAUUCUUUCCGUUGCUGCUCGGACCACUUGCUGGCCUAAAGGGGGGAAAACCCCACCUCACUUGGGAAGUGUGAGGAAUAUGCCAGAUUUGUUCCAUGUCUAGUAGCAACCUCAUAGCCAGGUACAUAAGCUUGCUAAGAAGAGAGUGUGGGAUUGCUUUGGGCAGCCAAGUCAGUUAAUUCACUCCCUGCCCCCUUUUGUUAAUUUAGAACCAAUGCCUUUGAAGUACUGUUAUGUCUCUUCCCAGCUUUAACGAAACGUCUUAAAUGCAAACAACUAACCAAGAUCCACACUGACAUUUUCAGAAUGUCAUGAAUUUUUGUGCCCUGGUAAAUUAAAGAAUGUGCCCCUCCCCACAAGUAAGCAACAGCAGGGGUAAGAAGGUACCAUUUUAGCUACCCAUUGGUGUCUUCGGAGAAACGGUAAUGUAGAACAUAUUUUCCAGAUGUGUUUAUAGGCAUCCGUCUGUCUCUGGAGACGAUGUAGGAGUGCACUUUUGGGGGUGAACUGUUGGAAGGUUACAGCACCUGUGGUGAGGCAUGUUUUGUUGCAGCUGGGGCAGAUGAAGGGGUCUGGUUGUGCUCCUGCAGAUGCACUGUUGCAUUUCAUCUCCCAGCUGUCAUUCCUCCUCGGGUCACUGCUAUGGAUGCAGCAUACGGAUGUUCUACCUUAAUGGUAUGUGCAGCUUACAGACAUGCUAAUACGGUAUGUGCAUCUUACAGUCAUUUAAUGCUGCAAUUCUACACACUUACCUCGAAUUAAGUCCCACGGAAUGCAGCAGGGCUUACUUCCGACAUUAUGUAGGAUUGCACUAUCUCCAUGGAUCUUUUUUCAAAAUCGUGCUCAUUCUGAGGUUAGCUAUGCCUGCUAAUUGUGUGGUGCUUCACCAUUUUGCCAGCAUCUCUAUCUGUUAACCGUGCUCUGGGAUUUUAAAUUGCCUACAGUGGAUGUGAGGGGUAAGUUACUGAAACAGAACAGGGCAACGCAGCUUAGGCCUCACACGAUCUCUUCAGUUUGUGAACAGAAAAGGGCAAAUUGCAUCUUUGCCCUGGAUGGUGUCCUAAUCUUAGCAGCGGCAACUGUUGUUUCUUCUUGAAUGUCUCCCUUCCUUAAUUUAUAAAGCUCUCUUAAGAUAGAGUGGGGAACCUAUGACCCUCCAGAUGUUAGGACUACAGGCUGCCUUAUCCCAGGCUAUUGGCCAUCUGUCAUGGAUGCUUGAGCUGAGAUUCCUGUUGGGUUACAUGACCCUUGGGGGGGGGGUCUCUUCCAACUACAAUUCUAUGAUGGGAGCCCCCCCCCCCCAUGAAAGGCCACAGGUUCCCCACUAUUGCUUCAGUCGUUCCCACGGAGUCUUAAAUUGAGUUUGCAGGUCUACUACAAUGCUCUGGGCUGCAAUUUUCUUUACAAAUCUCCUUGGAAGUCGGAUGUGGCAUGUGGACAUUCCUGAAAGUUUGGGAAGGGUUCAAAAACAAGACAGGAAUAUUCAGUGAGCACAACAUGGGCAGACAUGUAGAUGGAACUCAAAAAGACUUUUCUGAGCAACAUCAGCUGAAUUCAUGCCUAUUUAAACUUCAGUGAUGCAAAUGUUUUGUUUUUUUAUUUCUACUUGCAUUUCAUUUUCUUGUCUGCAUGGUUGAUUAGCAAAUUGCAAAUUUGAGAAGAGGUUAGCCACACUGCUUUUGACGACAACCGCUUGGCCUUAAACGCCUUUUAGUGUUUAAAGAUGUCGAUCCCGUUUCAUGUUUAAAAACCACUUACAAGUUAAAAGAGUACUGAGGUCAGAUCGGUUCAAAAUGCAUUUGGACAUUUUUAACAUAACCCUAAUUUCAUAACCCCAAGUGUAAAAAGUACAUGCUGCUGCUUCUUCUUACACAUAGUGAGGUACUUCUGUAGACCCUUUGGCCCGGACAAGAAAAGCAUCCUAUAUUUAUUUUUUAACGGUUACCUACUUGAAAAGGUAUUGCUUAAUCUCGAAAGCUGAGAAGGUUUGUAGGGCCAAAUCACACCUUAACUGGAGAAUUGGCAACUGUGCUUGUUCCUCUUUGCUAAACAGUUGAGUGCAGGAAAACCAACAUUAAGCUCACAUCUGCCCCAAGGCAGCAUUUCGGGGGGGGGGGGGGCGGAGGUUAGAGAAGGGAGGAGACGGAGAGGUCCUUGUUCCCACACUGGCAACCUAGCAAUUUUGUACUUUUUCUUCUGCUGAUUACAUGCUUCAUGUGUAGCUUGGCUUUUAGAUGUGCUGGAGCCAAUUUAGUCUUGAGUGUACCAUUAUGCCCACUCCCCCCCCCAAAAAAAACCAACCCCAUAACCAUAAAGUGAAUAUUUAAAGCACUGCGAUCAGUGGCAAUCUUGUUCAGUGUGUGUAAUGUACACAUCUGUAUGCUGCUUUACUUUGCCCCCUUCCCACCACUAAAGCAAAUUCAAAAUUCAGCUACACAUUGCAAACCUGUAUAUUUAUGACCUAUUGGGGGUGUAGAAUUUAUGAGCCCGACACUAUCAAUUGUCAACGCCCUUUUAGUAGAUCACAUCCUUGCCCAGCUGUGGCAAGAGAGAUGCUCUACAUGAUGGCUUUAAAUAUAUGCAAACUGCAAUACUGAACCAGCAAGAAGCUGGUACCAGUUGCUGCGAUGAUAUGGUUCGCCGCCUCGGGCUUGGCAGGGCAUCUUCGUACGGCCCUCAGCAACCAAUAUUUGGGGUUUUCUUUCUACCAAAGAGAUAACAGGACAGUCUGUGGUAGUUUUCUCAAAACGCCUAUCUACGUCCAACAGGUUCUGCUGGAAAUCUUUAUUACAGGGGCCAAUACAAAAAUGUUGGUAAACAUUGAACUCUCUGGACGAGAAUGUGCUUCGCUUUUUAGAGGGCCGGGGGGGGGGUAAAAAUCUGUGCUGCAGCAUCUUCGAUUUCUCACAAAGUAUGCAUUUGAAAAUGGGAUUGGGUCAUUUGUCUGCUUUUGCCUGCUUCACCUACUGUGCGAUUGUAAAUUGUGGGAAAUUGAGCUUUGUUUUGCAGGCUGGUAAGCAGUCGAUAGUGGUAAGGACUGGUAAGCAGUCCUUGAUUAUGCACCUGUUAAACACCAACAUUGCAGCAAUUAUGUUGUCUGUGCAGAUUUGUGCUAAGUGCUUAAAUACAUUCAUAUGUUUACUGCUUUACAUAAAAAAUUGCACAUUUUAUCUUUAGAGUGGGACUGCCUCCCCAUCUCCUUUCCCUUUAAGAAAGCAAAUCUCAUUGAAAGUGGUAAUUUACAGUCGAGAAGAGCUUUGUUCUAUAUAAAUAUUCUAUAAAUAUGUAUAAAUAUACUUUUUUUAAGCAUGGGAGAAAAAAAUAAAAAAAUGCAUUCAAUGACAAAGUACUCGGAAAUCAUUACAAUGGAAUAUGCACAAGUCAAUAAAGAUAUAGUUAAAUUUG